Lasiosphaeria miniovina is the source of this 1311-nucleotide messenger RNA. RefSeq names its product NUDIX hydrolase domain-like protein. Lineage: Eukaryota; Fungi; Ascomycota; Sordariomycetes; Sordariales; Lasiosphaeriaceae. The transcript has a single exon. The record is from RefSeq and is a predicted model, not a curated record. Bases 451 to 1092 code for a protein of 213 amino acids.
GCUGGCUCCGUGGCGUUGCUGCCUGCUUGAUAUUGAUCAAUGAGUCUUUCGUUGCCUGUGGCCGUCUGUCUGCUUUGAUUUGCCAAACCGCUUCUGGUGCGGUUGGUUCCAGAGGCCGUAAAACGGCGGCCAACAAACAAAUAGGACAAAUGUGCUGCGCCCAAUUUGUGACACCUUAAGUCUUGAAUGGAGCCCUCUCUUUCAUCGUCCAAACCAUCUCAUCCCCCGUCGUCCACAUAAGAUCAAGGACGCCGCCGCCACUACAUUCUUCUCGCCAAACUCAAAAUCGAGGUCCUUAUUAGUGAGACGCCGCGGUCGUGAUCAAGGAAAUAGAGGCUUUUAAUUAACUGAAUAUAAUUUCUGCCUCCCCUCAACCCCUGAACCAUCGGCUUAUCAAGCAACAACUCCCAGCCUCCCCGGCCAACACCCCCACCACCACGAAACAUCACCAUGCCUCUCCCCCGACCCUCGCCCAAGGACGGCUUCACAUUCACCUGGGACCCAUCUGUCGAGCACCUGAACGUGUCCAUGAAAGAGUACGUCAGCACGCACGCCGGGCUCGACGCCACGUGCACGGGCGCGCUGGUCUUCUCCCGAGCUGCCGCGGGAGGAGGAGACGGACAGGAAGACCGCAUCCUGCUGAUGCAGCGCGCGCCGACCGACUCGAUGCCGCUGCGCUGGGAAGUGCCCGGCGGCGGCUGCGACUGGGACGACGCGUCGCUGCUGCACGCGCUGGCUCGCGAGCUGUGGGAGGAGAGCGGCCUGCUGCUGCGCGCUGUCGUGCGCCAAGUCGGCGAGCCGCAUCUCUUCGCCACGCGCCGCGGGCUGCGCAUUGCAAAGUUCACGUUUGAGGUUCAAGUCGAGGGUGAGGGCGGGGCGCUGCCGCAGGUCACGCUCGACCCUAACGAGCACGUGCGCUUCCUCUGGGCUACCGAGGAGGAGUGCCGCCGGCACAGGGUUGCUGUUGGCGACGGUGGAGAGGAGGUUGUUGAUAUCGAGUUUACCACGAAGGCGCAGUUUGAGGACAUCCUGUUGGGAUACCGUCUUCGGAGGGAGGCUGAGGUGAAAGCUGUGGAAUCGGUUUUAGCUUAAUUAAUUACUCUGUAGGCAGGGGGUUGGUGAUAGAGUCUUUGCAAUUGGUUGGCAUUGCUGCGCGAGCUGGUGUCAGUGCUUCUCGUUGCAUACCAGGAAUCAUAACCAAGAGCAACUGCUAGAAAGGCGUUUUGAGAAUGAAACAGUUACUACGCAUUUGAUUUUGUUACUAUGAAGGCCUAUUUUUCAUUUUUGUCAUAUUGGAAUUUUGAAUAUUGG